UUCUUCAUGUGUAUAGGUGACUGGAAUAAGCAUGCAAAAUGUUCUACUAAUUGGGGAGAAUCUUGGUGGCUGUGCAUCUAUUUCUGGAUCAUUGCUUGGGGAGAAUACUGGCUGUCAAUGUGUUUGUUGUCAAGAAAUUGAUAUUUUGGAGAAAACCCAUAAGGCGUAUUGUAUUUAUUGAUGUAUUAGGAAGUUUUUCUGCACUUGGAGUUUUGAUUGCAAUUUGACAAAUGUCUGGAUUGGUAUUCAUUUGAAGCCAAACUUUCUUGUGUUUUUGUAUGUUGUUAGCUACAGUAAAGUGGGUUGUAAGAGAGUAAUUUGUUUUUUUAUUUUUGUUAGUUUUGUGAGAAACAAAUGUGUGGUAUUGUUGAUAAGCAAGAAGAAGUAAUUUGAUACUUUCUGUAAAAGAGUUUGAUGACGAAGUUUAUGCGGAUCAAUGGCAGAACCAACUCCUUUGUAGCAAAUCAUUUAUCCGAGUCUCUACAAUGCUUGGCUAGCACAUUAAGACGUUGGAGAAGUGGCCAACCUUCAGAAUCCUGGGAGGCUCAUAAGGCAGCAAUCCAAGCACUCAUAAAGCUGCCUUCAGGCGAGCUUGUUACAGGUUCAAGUGAUACAACUUUAAAACUUUGGAGAGGAAGCAAAUGUACACAUACUUUUGUUGGGCAUACAGAUCAAAUAUAGGCUGAUGCACUUGUUCUGAGGGGGAUCAGUUGCACAUUUGAGGAAGGGCACAAAAUACGUAUUGUUGGCAGAAUUGGCA
Molecule: messenger RNA, 760 nt
Organism: Quercus robur (English oak)
Lineage: Eukaryota; Viridiplantae; Streptophyta; Magnoliopsida; Fagales; Fagaceae
Exons: 4
Coding region: 415-681 (88 amino acids)
Biological process (GO): proteasome-mediated ubiquitin-dependent protein catabolic process; ubiquitin recycling
Cellular component (GO): nucleus; cytoplasm
Molecular function (GO): ubiquitin binding
Source: RefSeq, a predicted model, not a curated record